CCAUAAUUGUAUUAGACAUGCGCGAACCCAUGUUUCACAUUUACUAAAAUAUCAUUAAAACUUUUAAGUAGCGCUCUCUUCACGUAAAACUUUCAUAGUGUACCAUUUGAUAAGCUUGCGCGUAUGUGUGUGUCUUUUAGAUCGAUACGAGAGGCAAAGGACAUCGAGUUUCAAGGUGAAUUACAUCAAGUAGCAUUGUUCAGGGCUUAAUAUGAAACUAAACUGGUUAAUUUUCAUGCAGGCUUUAUUUCUGAUUGGGCUGACUGUUAAUGUGAAGGCAACUUUAGAGAAAGAAAAAUGUGGGGUCUGCGACCCCACAGCCUGUCCAGUGCCAGUGGGAUGUAUGGCAGGUAUGGUGAAGGAUCACUGUGGUUGUUGUCAGGUGUGUGGUCUGACGGAAGGUGAACGAUGUGAUAACGAUACUCUUCCUCUUCCUUAUAAAAACACGUUUGGCUAUUGUGGGGAGAAACUGGAGUGUAGGUUGAGAACAGACUUGCCUCCUGUAGAUCCCCCGGAGGCUCUCUGUGUUUGUAUUAAUCAGGAACCCGUUUGUGGAAGCGAUGGUCAGACUUACAAAAAUGAAUGUCAAUUGAUUGAAGCAAGGCAUAAGUGGCAAGAUGGUCUCCAAGUCAGAUCAACAGGACCUUGUAAAUCCGCACCUCAUAUUGACUUCGCACCAGAAGACAUUCAUAACACGAUAGGAAGUUACGUAAUAUUCUCUUGUGAAGUUUCCGGUUGGCCAAUACCUACAAUCCACUGGCUAGUUGACAGACCAAAUGGGGUUCGGAAACUUCUACCAUCGGACGACUCCCACAUUGCUGUUCAAAGUCGAGGUGGUCCCAGCAACUACAAGGUAACAGGGUGGAUGCAAAUUUUGAAUCUAACUGAAGAUGAUGCUGCCACCUAUUGGUGCUUGGUUAAAAACGAAUAUGGGGAAGUUUCUGCGUCAGCAAGAGUUAUCGUUCUGGAUGCCCCGCAAAAAGGUGAUUCAUAUGAAGAAGAAGAAGAAGAACAAUCCAAUGAACAACUUUCAAAAACUUAGAUUCUAAGAGUGUAGCAUUGAAUCGAGGUUACAGACAACGUUUGAUACCACUAUGGCUGAGGUUACAGACAACGUUUCAUACCACUAUGGAUUUUGUCAUUUUAUAGUUCACUUAAUUCUGUUUUAAACUAAACUGUUUAAGAUGUGAGGUACACAAAAUACAUUUCUCAUACAUACAUAUAUAUAUAUAUAUGUGUGUGUGUGUGUGUGUGUGUUUGUGUUUGUAUAUCAAUGCAUCUCUUGUUGCUUGUGCAUAGUUUAUGUGGUUAUGCUUAGCAUUUGUUACGCGCUGAACUAUCUGAUACUUUUAAAAACUUUUUGAAAUCUAUAUAUUUUCCUGAUAAGUGUAUCGUUUGAAUGAAAUAUAAGAUUUAGCUUGUUUUAGAAACCUCGUAUUUGAAGUUAAUAAAAAUUUGAGAGGUUAAAAAA
Molecule: messenger RNA, 1471 nt
Organism: Limulus polyphemus (Atlantic horseshoe crab)
Lineage: Eukaryota; Metazoa; Arthropoda; Merostomata; Xiphosura; Limulidae
Product: insulin-like growth factor-binding protein-related protein 1
Exons: 4
Coding region: 212-1042 (276 amino acids)
Biological process (GO): regulation of cell growth; regulation of signal transduction
Cellular component (GO): extracellular region
Molecular function (GO): insulin-like growth factor binding
Source: RefSeq, a predicted model, not a curated record